Molecule: messenger RNA, 588 nt
Organism: Staurois parvus
Lineage: Eukaryota; Metazoa; Chordata; Amphibia; Anura; Ranidae
Source: the annotation of a GenBank genome assembly
AUGCAUUUCCUCCUCCUCCCUCCGCAGGUCCUGCGCAUCCUGCAGUACAUAGAUUAUGGCGGUGCUGUACAGCUAAAGGGCCGGGUGGCCUGUGAGGUCAGCAGUCAUGAACUGUUGGUGACGGAACUGGUUCUGGAUGGGACUCUGUCUCCUCUUAACCCUGAGGAAAUUGCAGCACUACUUUCAUGCCUAGUCUUUCAGCACAAGACGCAGUGUGAACCAAAGCUAACAGACACUUUGAAGCAGGGAGUGAAGAAGGUAAAAGAGCUGGCUGAACGAAUUGCUCUGACUCAGCGGGAAUGUGGCCUCAAGGAGCCGGUGGAGGACUUUGUGUCCCAGUACAAGUUUGGCCUGACGGAAGUUGUGUACGAAUGGGCACGUGGAAUGCCAUUUGCAGAAAUCAUGACCCUGACUGACAUCCAGGAAGGCCUAAUUGUGCGCUGUGUACAGCGACUGGACGAAGCGUGCCGGGAUGUACGUUCUGCCGCACGGCUGGUUGGAGAUGCUACUCUGUGUGCCAAGAUGGAGUCCGCAUCACAGCUCAUCAAGAGGGAUAUAGUGUUUGCUGCCAGCCUGUACACACAAUGA